AUGAAUAUUAGAAGUUCUAGCCAGAAUCCACGUUGCGCCAUGGAAAGACAUCAGGCAGCUCUCCGAGAAGGACUUGAGUCAGAAGAAAGUGAUGCUAGGCAAUUAGCCCAUGGCAGUUCCAGGAGUGGACGUUCCACAUCUGGUUCUAGAAGGUUGAACCAGAUACAGGAGGCUGUGUUCUAG
Prunus armeniaca (apricot) is the source of this 183-nucleotide messenger RNA. The record is from the annotation of a GenBank genome assembly. NCBI's taxonomy places the organism in Eukaryota, Viridiplantae, Streptophyta, Magnoliopsida, Rosales, Rosaceae.